Mya arenaria is the source of this 3487-nucleotide messenger RNA. Its product is annotated as proton-coupled folate transporter-like. Gene Ontology annotation, molecular function: transmembrane transporter activity. NCBI's taxonomy places the organism in Eukaryota, Metazoa, Mollusca, Bivalvia, Myida, Myidae. Gene Ontology annotation, cellular component: membrane. The transcript is spliced from 2 exons. Bases 198 to 1700 code for a protein of 500 amino acids. Gene Ontology annotation, biological process: transmembrane transport. The record is from RefSeq and is a predicted model, not a curated record.
CUUUGAUACCAUUAUCCUUCUUGCAAUUUCUUUGACGAAGGGUAGUCUGUGCGAAAGAAAGCGUGUGACUCGCUUUGCUCCGCUGGAUUAAACAGGUUGAUCUCAGAAUAAAUCCAAUAGGUAUCUGAAGGUUGCGGAAUGUCAAUGAAUUCCAAUCGGCAAGCUUGAACACCAACGGAAAGGCUACAGAAACAAUUAUGGACAUUACUCUGAGUUAUAUCAAACAAUGGAAGGAAACGAUCUCCAGCCGCUACUCGUUCAAGUUUUGGAACUGUCUAUACGGGUGUCCAAUAGACUUGAUUUUCUUCAUGUACAACAUCGGAGACGCUAUGUUGGACGCGGUUUUGCGUCCCAACAUUCCACAAAUCGUUUGUUUCAACAUGUUUCCAGAUAGACUUGACAUGUGUAGGAACCUAGAAACAACACCUGAUCUUGAAGACGACGUUCAAAAACAAGCUACAAACUAUAUAAUUUACCACAAAGUCCUAUCUAAUUUCCCUGCGCUUAUUCUUGGAUUGUUUUGCGGAGCAUGGAGUGACAAGUAUGGAAGAAAGCUCCCAAUGGUUCUACCUUCUAUAGGAACUACUUUCGCAGUUUUGUUGUACAUGCUAGCCAAUGUAUCUCCGCAAUCAUCCGUUGCCUUUUUCUUGAGCGGUUCUUUCAUACAUGGAUGUUUUGGUAAAACUUCAAUGAUCUCAAUGGCUGUUCAUAGCUACGUGGUUGACAUCACUUGCCCAAGUGGAAGGACAAAUAAACUAGGUCUCCUUGCAGCAAUGCAGUUUCUUGGGAUGUUUAUUGGAUCGCUAAUUGCGGGACUUUUAUUGGACAAUACGAGUGUUUUGACUACUUACUGCACAGCCUCAGCUUGUAACGCCAUAGUCGUUGUUCUAGCAUUAACUAUAGUCAAGGAAACAGUUUCUGCCAGUGAAGGUUCUGAAGUAUUUCCAUGCAGAACUAUAUUCAAACCAGAAAACUUUAAAGACUCGUUGAUGGUACUUAUCAAGAAGAGAGAAUUCAAUCUUCGGAGAAGUAUAUGUGCAUUGCUUUUCGUACUACUCUUGCACCAAACAUGUCGCACCGGCUUAACGGACGUGACCCUACUGUAUACAGAGCUACCGCCACUAUCAUGGCCAACAUCUUGGUUUGGAUAUCUAUCAGCCGCUGACAAUGCUGCAAUGGGAGUGGUGUUGCUUUUCAUCUUACCAAUAUUAUCAAACGUCCUUAAGCUCCCCGAUGCAGUUAUAAGUAUCAUUGGCCUAGCUUGUGCUAGUAUUCGGUUCAUCGUUCUUACGUGGAGUAAGCAUACGUGGAUGGUUUGGGCAGCAGUUAUUGUAGGCAGUUUAGGAGGCAUGAUUAAUUCUCCAGCGAGGUCACUUCUGAGUAAACUGGUCCAUGAAGAUGAAGUAGGCAAGAUAUUUUCCGUGCUUGGUAGUGGAGAGACGAUAGCGAAAUUCUUUGCAUUGAUAUUCACCGCGCUGUAUGGGACAACAUUGGAUAUAUUCCCAGGAAUGUCAUUCCUAAUUGCUUCUGCGCUAUAUACCAUCAUGUCAUUUCUAUUCCUGUUCAUUCAUAUUUCAACACGCGAUUAUUUAGAAAGAGAUAACUCGGAAAAUGACUUAGACAGUAGAAGCCAGUCAGAUGAAUGCAUAGAAAUGAAUAGCAAACACGAAAUAAACGGCAAAAGAAAAACAGUAGAUUAAAAGCACUACAACUUUAUAAAUAGUAAAUGUAUGUAUUUUUUUAAUUUAUUUUAAAACCGAUAUAUACAACAUUGAAAGUUAUAUUUGUGGAGACGAUACUAUUUUUGUACUAGUUUCUUUAUCUGUUUAAUAGUUUAGUUUAUUUCUCAUUGUGAAUGUCUGUUAUCACAAACUAACAAGCAGUAUACCAGUCAUAACAUUGAACUAUUGAUUUACUUAAUUGAAAAUAUACAACUAUCUUUAUAAAAAAAGAGCGUUGUCUAUGUGUUUUAUUUGCUUAAAAGUUACAAUUCAAAUAUAUGCCUCAGUAUAAUUAGUUUACUAUCACAUUUCCCCCCAACCAUGACAUAUACAAACAUCUAUGCCGGCAAUCUGAUUUGAGUACUUGAUAUAAAAUGAUAAAAUAAAGAUAUGUUUUUGAUGAUAAUAUUUUUACUUCUGAUAUUGGUGACCGUGAAGUUACUAAAUUUCUUUUUUCGUUCCUUUAAAGUUUUGAUUGUUUCAAAAUUUAAGUGCUUAAACGUUCAUGAAUUAUACCUAACGUAUGCCAUACGCAUUUGUUUGCAAUGACAUGUUUCAGGAUUGUAGGUGGACACUGAGACUUUCAUUAACAGUAGUUGAACGUGCAGCACUGGCAAUGCCCUCCUAGGACGGUUUAAACGAUAUUCUGCAAUGAAUAAAUACAUAACUAGACUUUGGCGCACUAGAAGUAUAGACCGCCAUAUUGAUCAUAUAGCCUCAGUAUUCAGUACAGUCUUCAGUACUCGUCCCUUUUUGGUAACGUUUUAAAAAAAAACGAUAACUGCUUUUUCUAAGAUAUCAUAUCAGACAAUCUUACGUUUCUCAGUUUUACUUGCAAAGUGUUGAUUUCAAUAAAUUAUGAAUAAAAAUAAACCCGAGUAUCAGAUUACUUGGUCACUUUACGUACUAUACUGAAAGGAAAGUAAAAACAAAUGUGUUUUAAUCUUUUUUUCCACACACUUAUUAUUUGUUAAUCAGAUGUCGUUUCCACUGCUUUGUAUCGGCUUUUAUGAAUUGAAAUGUUAUAAAAGAUAACUAAACUCAUUUCUUUGAAUAUUUAUAACUACUAAUUACCAUUUGUUUUGUCAGAUAUCGUAUUCAAUGCUUUGUAUAUGCUUGUGCAAAGUGAAAUGUCCACAAAUGAUCAACAACGCGUUACUGUUAAACAUUUGUUUGUUUCCAAAUGAGCCUUAACGCGAUUUUAUUAAUGCUUUUCCUGAUAACAAUUGAUCUUUCACGCCCUGCUAUUAAAGCUUUAUUCAUUAAAUGAUUAUUAAGGCCUUGCCAUUCAAGCUGUUACUUGUUAACAAAUGAUCCUUUACGCGCUGGUAUGAAAGCUUUACUCCUCAAAUGAUGAUUUAAGCGCUGCUAUUUAAGCUUUACUAGUUUUCAAAUGCUUGUUUAUACACUUCUGUUAUCAAAAUCGAAUUUACUUUCGCAACUUAAACAGAUUUUGUAUCUCGAUGUAGAAAUAUUGCCUUUUGUGGAUUUUUAUGCCUUGUUAAAUAAUGGUUCAAUGAAAGGUUUUAUCUGGUGUUUGUGUUCUUUUAUCGUUUGGUCUUAGAUUUUUAUUUGAUGCAAUUCAUUUCAUGUUAGUUUGCAAAUGGUUUGAUUAUCUGAAAACACGUAGUUGUCAGUUUCAGCCAAUAUUUCAGAAGUUAAUACGAUUGCUAGUCAUUAAGCGCAGAUUGGUUUCAGAGAAAACAUAAUUAAAGAUUUAAUUACUCUCUGAUUAAACUGCUUUCUUAUUACUAAUCUGUUAAUAA